Messenger RNA from Laetiporus sulphureus 93-53, 300 nucleotides. RefSeq lists its product as uncharacterized. Gene Ontology annotation, molecular function: protein binding. The record is from RefSeq and is a predicted model, not a curated record. The annotation marks the transcript as partial. The transcript is spliced from 2 exons. NCBI's taxonomy places the organism in Eukaryota, Fungi, Basidiomycota, Agaricomycetes, Polyporales, Laetiporaceae.
GACGACGGCUACCUCAUUGCUUGGGAUUUGAAGACCGGAUAUAAAUUGCAAGAAUUAAACUCUGUAUUCCAUGGUCUGGUCAUCAGCAUGCGCUGGAUUGAUCUCGGAAAGGGAGACAAUCUCGCAUUUGUCUUCGGAUGUGCGGACGGCACCCUGCAAGUCUAUCAGAGGGACGAUGAUCAGACUCCAUUCAUCUUCUGUUCUUCAACUUCCGCCCACAAUGGAUUUGUGCAAUAUAUAAGUUUCGAUCCCAAUCAUGGCUGGAUAGCCAGCAUUGGAGGGGGCACUGUUCACGUCUGA